AUGACAAAAGGACGUGAGUCUCAACUUCUACAGGAACUGGUGGAAUCAUUUCGCACCCUCCUAGACGAAGCUCUCAUCGUCGCCAUAGCGGGGGAUUUUGAUCUCACGGACCCUCUCGCCCACCAACAAGCCCAGACCACCCUGCGAGAUUUGGCGCAAAACGUGCCAAUAGAGGAAGCAUCAGCAUCCGUUCCUAGCGGUGCUCGCAAUGGCACGAAUGGCGGUGGCUCCAGUCAUGCCCUGCACCGCGACCUUGCAGCAACUUCAACGACGAGCACUAGUUAUCCGACAUCGACCGCCCACUUAACAGAUACGACUGGCUCAAGCGCGCCCGUUUUUUCGCCUCGUUUGACAUUCUUCAACAACGAGAGUCACGAGGACAAGUUGCAUUUGCUGCAGAGCAUGUUUGCUGAACUGAAAGAGUAUGACGUGAAGUAUUCGCUUAAAAAGGCAGAUGGGGACCUCCAAACAGCGCUGGAUGAUCUGCUCAACGUCCAGUAUCUACAAGCCACUGGGCAACAAGUAGAGGGAGUUGAUGGCUUCUUCAUUGCAGACUCGCAUACAAAACCGGACAAGAAGAAGAGGAAGGGCAAGAAGCUGGCACUCUCGGAUGCAGAUCCUUCUGCCGACGGAGCCCCGACUUCACCGAGAGCCUCGCUAGAGACAUGCGUCCAAGAUGAAGCCGAGUACAUUGCUGAGAGGUUUGGUAUACGGCCAGACGAGGUCUUGCCUGUGUACAAGAAGAACCAUGGUUCAAAAGGCGCUACUGUGACCGAGCUUCUCGGGCAAUACAUGUCUGUUGGAGUGGAGACUCAGGACGAACAUGGCAAAGAAUCGGCUGAAGCUCUGGCCAAGAAGUACCGCCACGUCCCCGAAGAGUAUAUGCGUACCAUAGUCCAUGUCGCCGGGUCCAUCCCCCAAUUCGCGGAUGAUAUUGCAGCGCUUCUCAACCGACAUUUCGGCAAACAGAUCAAGGCCCACAAGAUGGACCUUGCCUACCGACUGACACCCCUGCCACAACAUGACAUCGAAGGAGGGGAAGCAUCCCCGACAAUACCACCGCAAACAGCAGGCUGGGCUGCUAAGCCAGCGUGCUCGACCGUGACCGACUACGAGGAAGCGGUCAGUCGUGCCAAUGCGUUUGAUCAAGCAAGUCGCCAUGCCGCGAGCUCUGCAGCGCAGUUGCAACGACGCGGAGCUUGCACUCACCUGUACAGACAAGCGGCCAGUUACUACACAGAUCGAGCUCGGGAGCAAGCUCGGUACGCCCAAAGCGCAAGGUCCACGGCUGCGGACAUUCUCGUCGACGGGCAAAGUACGAAUACUUGCAUCGAUCUCCACGGCGUCCCAGUACACGAUGGUGUCAGAAUCGCACGUCAAAGGGUGCGAGACUGGUGGCGAGGUCUCGGGGAAGUGAGAGCGCAAAGGCUGAGAGAGCGGGGCGGAUUCACCAUCAUAACAGGGCUAGGUCGCCAUAACGCCGGCGGCGUGUCCCACCUGCGACAGGCUGUGGCGGCAGCUCUUCUUCAAGACGGGUGGAAGCUGACUGUUGAGACGGGAAAGUUUGUCGUCACAGGGCGGCAGUGA
This is a messenger RNA of Ustilaginoidea virens, 1587 nucleotides long. RefSeq lists its product as uncharacterized. The transcript is spliced from 3 exons. Gene Ontology annotation, molecular function: ubiquitin binding. The record is from RefSeq and is a predicted model, not a curated record. The coding region runs from base 1 to 1587 and encodes 528 amino acids. NCBI's taxonomy places the organism in Eukaryota, Fungi, Ascomycota, Sordariomycetes, Hypocreales, Clavicipitaceae.